This is a messenger RNA of Phoenix dactylifera (date palm), 1516 nucleotides long. RefSeq lists its product as uncharacterized. The record is from RefSeq and is a predicted model, not a curated record. NCBI's taxonomy places the organism in Eukaryota, Viridiplantae, Streptophyta, Magnoliopsida, Arecales, Arecaceae.
GAGCUGAAGCUUAGAAGAUAAGGUGGCUCAACUGCUUGAGGGUGUGAGGUCUCUGAUGUCUCACAGAUGGAUGGUUCAAGCGAGAAGAAAUUGGAACUCUUUGAUGUCGGGCAGUGCGAAGAAGCCUACCAAAUGGGAUUCCUCAUAGGGCAGAGAUUCUCAGAUCUGAUUCAAAGCAGGGUGGCCACUGACCCCAUCCUUCAACAGCAGCUCCUCCCUUUCGCCCGCACCGCAGAGGCUCAGCCGCUGGUUGAAGCACUCUGCACUGCUAAUAGACAGAUGUUUCCGAGAUACUGGGAUGAAAUGUUAGGAACAGCUGCAGGAAGCGGCAUCCCAAUUCUCCAAAUAAUAUUGCUAAAUUUUAGAAAGGAAAUACUUCCCUUUCUUCUGAAGAAAGAGGCCACUCCAGAAGAGGUCACUGAUGAGGACUGUUCAGAUGUUCUUGUUGUAAAUGACUCCAUGGCCAUUGCUGCACACAAUGAAGAUGCAACUGUAGCUUUAAUUGGUCGCACCUAUCUGGUGAGGGCCACACUGUCGAAUGGAGUAACGUUCACUGCUUACACUUACGCAGGGGAGCUUCCAACCUGUGCAUUUGGCUUCAACAGCUGUGGCUUGGCAUUCACACUUAAUUCAGUACCUCCAACACGAGAGGAAAUCAGUGCAGGAGGUAUCGGACGUAAUUUUAUAUCACGAGAUCUUCUGGAAGCCACUGGCCUUGGUGAUGCCUUGAAUAGAAUUCAUUCAUCCAAUGCUUCUGUUGGCCACAGCUAUAACUUGAUGGAUGCUAGGAGUCGCAGGAUUUUAAAUGUAGAAACAGCAUCUGGCAACCGCUGUUCGGUUCAUGAGGUUGGAAGAACACCUUUCUUCCAUGCAAACAUGUACCUCCACCUACAAGUACAGCAGGUACAAGAUGAGAACUCUAUCAGCAGACACAACAGGGCAGCUCAACUUUCAGCAGACUCAAAAGCAAAAGUACUCUCAAUUCUUGGAGAUUCUGUGGAUAAAAAAUAUCCCAUCUACAUGACAGGUCCAACAUUAUAUACUCUUUGCACAGCACUGAUUGAUCUGGAUGAACAAACAAUCACCAUAUAUGAAGGCAACCCAGAGAAAGAAAUUGUUUCUUAUGCUCUUCCGCUAUUCUAGUAGAAGAAGCUCUUGCUAGCAACAAUGAAAUUAUUUAUCUGACUGCUGCUGAGAACUCAAAAUUUAUACUGUAUUGGGAUUUUAAUCUGGUUUUACAGAUAGAGCCGAUUCUAAUAGAGUAAGGAUUAGGUUGGAUCUAAUACAGUUGAGAUUAGAUCUGGUCGCAAGUCAACCCGACCUACUUGCACACAGGUCUAAGCUGCAUGAUAUAGAAGCCUUCACAUCUUGGCAUAGAAUGUUCUAGUUUUUAUUUUUCUAAUUUGACUAUUUUUCUUUUUAAUAAUAAGUGCCAUCAUAUUGUCAUGAGAGGGGUGCAAACUGGCAAGAUCAGCUGCGAAAUUGAUUUGGUGAAUUGAAUGAUCAUAGUUAAGCA